Plasmopara halstedii is the source of this 1390-nucleotide messenger RNA. RefSeq lists its product as uncharacterized. Bases 521 to 748 code for a protein of 75 amino acids. The transcript has a single exon. The record is from RefSeq and is a predicted model, not a curated record. NCBI's taxonomy places the organism in Eukaryota, Oomycota, Peronosporomycetes, Peronosporales, Peronosporaceae.
CUCCUACGUCGGACAUAUUCUAAAAUACAAUAGACUUGCAGCAUAUAGUUUAAUUUAAUCGUUGUCUGAUCGAUUAUCCCUCAACACCGGCAUUUGUCCACAGUUUCUCUGAUCCUGGGCUAGCGUCUUACCCGCUUUUUCCUGAUCCAACAUUGUUAUGGUAUUUGGCUGCGAUCAUACCCUACGCUGACAAACGUUCCUAGCACAGAACAUGUUCGAGAACAUAUACUGUGACUGCAGGCUUCCGGUCGAUGCAGGCGUUUUACCCGAUUUUCGCCGCAGUGACGUAAGAAAUUGUUUUUGGCUGGAUCAAAGUCUGUUAAUGUUAUGAUUGAAAAAGCUGUCGAUAAUGAAGCAAGCACUUCAUGUAACGAAAGCUUGUCAAAAAAGCCACUGACAAUGGAGGAAAAGGCUACUGAAUCAUCUAUAACGCUGAGCAAUGAUUUCGAGCAAAACGCUACCAUUCUUGUCAACGCGCUCUUUGACAAUUCUACUGCUGUAACAAGUUUUAAGAACAGCAAUGACCAUGGGGAACCGCAAGCGUUUUUUAGCUGCGUGUACAGAUUUCUUCGCAUUUAUUUUGGAUGUGGCAAGUCGUUCACAUUUAGCGCUUAUACGAGGACAUCUGUCCGACUCCUACUUGUGUUUGUGUGUAUAUGAAUGGAAUGGCAUUGGUGCUCGGGACGAGCACAACUUGCUGCAACCAGGGGGCCACAAAUGUUUAUGUAUUUUUACGAAUAUGCUUUAACAACGUCGAUACUCUCGCAACCAAGUCAGACGGCUGAGCUUCUUUUUACCAGUAUUACAACGGUGUGACCCUCCACUAUGCAGUGAAGUCGCAGAUAGUUAGUCUAUAAUGGCCGAUUCAACUCAGCCCUGUAUCGGUGAGUCCGCUCACACAUGUUUUACCCUCAAAAGCGGUAACUUUUUGGUCACUGAUUGCUCCACACGAUGAUCUCUUUGAAUAGCGAUGAGAAAACUUACCAGACCACGACAUGAUACGCGCACAAAAGAGUAGAUCGAUCAUUUAGAGGUGAAGAUGAUUCGAUUGUGGAACCAUUUUAAGUGUCUCCAGACUUGUGAAAAAAUGAUCCAGUGGAAUUGCUACAUGUAAGGAGACAUUUGAGUGCGACAUCUGCUACACCCGCUUUACCAGCUAAUCUUAUGGCAAGAGUGGUUAAUGUACAAAACGACGGGAGGUAAACCGUCAUUUUCUAUGCAGCGCAAAGCAGUUUCGUGAAAGCAAUGAGAGUACGCACCAUCAAGGGACCUUCCUGUCCAGUCAAUUUGAAUAGCAGGAAAAAAGCAUAAUGCACGCAGCCAGCUUGCAGGUAACAUCAGUGUGAAGCGUCAGGUUCAGGCAAAAUACACAUUUAAUUGCUGGCGUAAU